Messenger RNA from Colletotrichum truncatum, 1452 nucleotides. NCBI's taxonomy places the organism in Eukaryota, Fungi, Ascomycota, Sordariomycetes, Glomerellales, Glomerellaceae. The record is from RefSeq and is a predicted model, not a curated record.
AUGCGUCGCUCGCCAAGUUCAACACAAUGGCGCUCCAUUCUCCGCUGCCGGUCAACCUUCCCUGGCCCAGCUACCUCACCGUUCCAGCGCCGCCGUAACCUCGUAACCCUCGCAAUCGAAACAUCAUGCGACGACACCUGCGUUGCAACCCUCUCCAAAAACCCCGAAACCCACCGCGCAACACUCCACUUCAACGGCAAGAGGACAUCAGACAACCGUGCCUUUGGCGGCGUCUACCCGCCCGUCGCCCUCCGCGGCCAUGAUGCCUCUCUCGCGCCCCUCAUCGCAGAAUCCCUCUCGUCGCUACCAGCAGCAGAUCGUCCUACAGCCGGCCCCGCGACAACCGCCAGCAACAAGACGAUAACGGUAUCCGGCGUCGCCCGGAGGAAACCCGACUUUGUGACGGUCACCCGCGGCCCGGGCAUGUCCGCGAAUCUCGCAUCAGGGCUCGCGACGGCAAAGGGUCUCGCAGCAGCAUGGCAGGUCCCGCUGCUUGCCGUGAACCACAUGCAGGCACACGCCCUCACGCCGCGGCUCGUCUCUGCCCUUGAGGCCCGCGACGAGAACGAAUCCGUGAACCGAACAGACAUCGACGGUCACCACCGCCACUACCCUGAAUUCCCAUUCCUCACGCUACUGGUCUCGGGCGGACACACGCAACUAGUCCACUCCCGUUCCUUGACAGACCACCGCAUCCUCGCGGCGUCAGACAACAUCGCAGUCGGCGACGCCCUGGACAAAGCGGCACGGCACAUAUUGCCCCCGGACAUGGUUUCCUCGCACACGGACGUGAUGUACGGCGCUCUGCUGGAACGCUUCGCAUUCCCAGACUCCUUCCCCUCUGAAGGACAAAGUCAGGACCCCUCCCAAGACUGCUACGAAUAUACCCCGCCGGCCCGCCGUGCCGACGAAGUAGCACCUUACAUCGCUCCGUCCCCUUACUCAUGGACCCUCACACCGCCGCUGGCCACCUCCCGCGCCUUGUCAUAUAACUUCACCGGCGUAGGCAGCGAAAUCCGGAGGAUAGCAGAGACAAGAGGAGGACCAGACAUGACGGUCCAAGAACGCCGCGUACUGGCGCGCGCGGCAAUGCGUCUGCUGUUCGAGCACCUAGCCAGCCGCGUCUUCCUCGUCCUCGCCGCGGAGCCAGAGCUCAAGGCGGCGCUGAAGACGCUGGUCGUCAGCGGCGGCGUCGCGAGCAACCGUUUCCUGAUGCACGUCCUGCGUGGCAUCCUCAAUGUCCGCGGAUUCGGGCACGUCGAGCUCGCGGCGCCGCCGCCGGCGCUGUGCACCGACAACGCAGCCAUGAUCGCUUGGACCGGCAUGGAGAUGUACGAGGCCGGUUGGGAGAGCGACAUGUCUGUUUCCGUUAUGAAAAAGUGGUCUAUCGACCCGGCCAGUGACGAGGGUGGCAUCCUCGGAAUUGACGGCUGGCUGAGAAGGGAUAGAUAG